AUGUAUUAUGUGUUCCUAAGUGGAUUAGGAAUGAAUUCAGACACCAUCUUAAGAUCAAGGAAGAAAGGUACAAGCAUAGCAAUUACCGGCAUUGUGACGCCAAUGUUAUUUGGUGUUGGAUUUCUAACUCUACAACAAAAACUUAUAGAUAAGAAUGAUGUUUUCGCACAAACACCAAAAGAAAAUCAAGGCAAAGCAUAUUUAUUUUGGUGUUUAGCACUUUUUGUAACAUGUUUCCAUGUCCUUGCAAGAAUCUUAGCUAAUCUUAAACUUUUAUAUACAAAACUUGGAAAAGAUGCAUUGACAACAACUAUGUUAACCGAUGCAUAUGGUUGGGUUAUGCUCACCUUGUUGAGUCCUUAUUCGACUAGAGGUGGAAAGCCUUAUCUCUUAGUAAUCUCUACUUUGAUGUUCAUAGUUUUUUGCUUUGCUGUGGUGAGACCUAUCCUUACUCCAAUCAUUAAACAUAUAACAAGUAUGAACAUGUGGCGAAAAUCACACCUAUCAGACGUGUUGACGGGAGUGUUUAUUUGUUCCUACAUUAUAGAUUCUCUCGGUACACAUCCUAUUGUUGGAGCUUUUGUGUUUGGAUUAAUUUUGCCUCAUGGAAAGUUUGCUGAUAUGGUUUUAGAAUUGUCGACCGAUUUUGUUUUUGGGAUUCUGUGUCCUGUUUACUUUGCUGGAUUUGGUUUUAGACUCUACUUUCCUUUCCUUUGGAAGCAAAAGAAUGCAGGUUUAAUGUUGUUGAUUAUGCUUUUGUUAUGCAUACCUAAAGUUUUGAGCUUUGUGAUUGUCACUUUCUUCUUCGGUAUGCCUGCCCGAGAUGGAGUUGCCAUUGGAUUGCUUCUCAACACCAAGGAUUUUGGAUCCAUAUACUUUCAUGGUUAUGAUGCUUGCUAUUAUAGUAACGUCUGUAAUGGUUUCUCCCUUGAUCAAUGCAAUAUACAAACCAAAAUUCCGAUUCAUGCAAUCGCAAUUAAGGAUCGUGCAAAAACUGAGGUUCGAUGUGGAGCUUCGAAUCGUCGCUUGUGUCCACAAUGCUAA
This is a messenger RNA of Lathyrus oleraceus (garden pea), 1044 nucleotides long. Its product is annotated as cation/H(+) antiporter 15. The coding region runs from base 1 to 1044 and encodes 347 amino acids. NCBI's taxonomy places the organism in Eukaryota, Viridiplantae, Streptophyta, Magnoliopsida, Fabales, Fabaceae. The record is from RefSeq and is a predicted model, not a curated record. Gene Ontology annotation, biological process: regulation of pH; proton transmembrane transport. The transcript is spliced from 2 exons. Gene Ontology annotation, molecular function: antiporter activity. Gene Ontology annotation, cellular component: membrane; endomembrane system.